AUGGACCUUUCUCUUUCCCUCACUCUGGAUGCAGUGAGGCAGAAGUCGAUCAAAAUUGAGACCGACGGGAAGAGGAAGCGGGAGGAUGAUCACUCCCAAAAGUCCAAGAAAGGGAAGUUUGGGUUUGGAAAGAAUCAACAGAGGUCAGAUGAAAAACCUGUCUGCAAGACCUGUAACAAACAACAUUCAAGACAGUGCCCUUCAGACCAACAAGCGAAGCCAUGUGAUAUCUGCAGGAGAUCUGGUCACAAGGCCUUAGAUUGUAAGGACUUAAAGAACACUGUCUGUUAUGGCUGUGGUGAUAAGGGCGACAUUAAGACUAACUGCCCCAAACUUGCCAAAGAAGGUACUGCUAAGCCUGGAGAGGCGAAGAAGGGGAAUGCCCAAGCUUUUCAGCUAACUGCAAGGGAAGCAGUUAACGACACAAAUGUCAAAACAGGUACGUUCCUCAUCAAUGAUAACUUUGCUAGAGUUCUUUUUGAUUAUGGAGCUGAUAAGUCAUUUGUCGACCAUAAGUUUAGUAAACUACUAAACCUACCUAUAAGAACUCUAGAUAUAGCAUAUGAGGUAGAACUAGCAGUUGGUACCUUAGAAACCGCUUCUUCUAUUCUUGAUGGAUGUUUUACAUCCAUUAAGAAUCAUUCUAUUCCUAUCUCUCUUCUGCCAAUGAAUUUGGCAGGGUUCGAUGUAGUCUUAGGCAUGGAUUUGUUAUCUCAUAACCAAGCCUGUAUUGCAUGCGAUAAGAAACUCAUCGAAGUUAAAUCCCCAUCUGGUGAAAUGCUCACCAUCCAUGGAGAUCUACACUAUAGUUUGCCUGAGAAGGUGUCACUACUCAAGGCAUCCAAGUGUCUGAAGAGUGGAUGUGUCAUCUACAUGGAACAAGUGACGAUUGACGAGCCAAAACCCAAGAUUGAAGACAUCUCAGUCAUUUAUGAAUAUCCCGAUGUAUUCCCUGAAGAGCUACCCAAUCUACCCUUGGAGGGACAAGCGGAGUUUAGGAUUGACAUUCUACCAGGAGCUGCUCCUUUUGCAAGGGCUCCAUAUCGGUUAGCGCCGACAAAGAUGAAGGAGUUGAAGGCCCAACUAGAUGAACUUUUGGAGAAAGGCUUUAUUCAGCCUUGUUCUUCACCUUGGGGAGCUCCUAUUUAUUCGUCAAGAAAAAAGACGGGUCAAUGCGAAUGUGCACUGAUUACCGUGAGCUAA
Molecule: messenger RNA, 1203 nt
Organism: Helianthus annuus (common sunflower)
Lineage: Eukaryota; Viridiplantae; Streptophyta; Magnoliopsida; Asterales; Asteraceae
Exons: 1
Coding region: 1-1203 (400 amino acids)
Molecular function (GO): zinc ion binding; nucleic acid binding
Source: RefSeq, a predicted model, not a curated record